AUGGUGCUUUGGCGAUGGGGAGUAGCGGUGCUGCUAGCUUUGCUCUCUUGUAGCACCACCAACGCCGGGAGGUCUACCGGUGGGAGCGGCGACCCUAUGGAUCUCCUGAGCAGCGUGUCCGGCACAUACACGCACUUCGUUGACGACGAUUUAUCCGUUACCGUGAGCUACGACUUGCAGGACGACUCCAGCAUACCGUUCAGCUACCUCACCGGGGUGUCGGUGACGAAAGCCCAAGACCUGUAUCGAAAGACCGCACCUACGGAGCCCCUGGCAAGGCUCACGCUCACCGGCUCCGCCCUCAUCAAGCAGCGGUUACCAUCCGGGGGCGCCAUGAUCGACACGGGCAACAAGACGGUGGGCAUCAACAUUAACCACGCCGCGCGGCGAGCGCAGUUCCGCUUCACUAGAGCGUUCAUGGACGGGCGGUUCAAAGUGGGCCUCAACCCCGUCGUGACGUACGGCGCGCUGCGAAGACGAAGAGUGAACUUCAGCACCUUGGUGCCGCCGUACCGUCCAUUUCUCUCGGAGUCAGGAUUGCCGAGCAUGUCGUUGCAGCAGCGGAGCGUCGUAUGGGACUGGGCCCAGGGGAUGCCAUCGAUAUCCCCCCUUCACGGGCUGGGGGUUGCCCUACGCCUGCAUACAGGCCGGAGGGCAUUGUUGAGCGCCACCCUGUUCGACGGCACGGACCGUUCCAGGUUGUGGUCGGUGCGGGCGGAUGUCCCCUUAGCGAAGCCGUCCAACACUUGCUUCACGGCCGAGCGCGCAUGGCAGGUGCCAACGACGAACACCGGGGCGCGAUGACGUGGCGAUUUGGGUGUGUCGCGCUGAAAAAAGCGAGGCACCCCGCGCGCGUGCACGUGCACCCACGCACUCACGAGUGUUGCUCGACCCUGGGAGGACAAAGGAAGAGGGUAAGGGGUGCUGCAGAAGCACAGCUGGUAAUUUGGACGAGGCGCUAUUAUAGCAGACGUCUGCGCAAGUUUUUCCGCUGCUCAACGCACACGGCGACGCGUAUGUACAGUGAGCACUGGCUGGC
Molecule: messenger RNA, 1039 nt
Organism: Ectocarpus siliculosus
Lineage: Eukaryota; Phaeophyceae; Ectocarpales; Ectocarpaceae
Source: the annotation of a GenBank genome assembly